GACUAAGCAAUAAUAGUUACUUCUUUAAAAAACUUCUUAUUCAUCAUGAUUAAGUGAAAACAUAUAUUCAUGUUCUACCUUCAGUUUCUCAAAUUAAGAGGAAUCAAGUAUGCAAUAAUUUAUAAUUUGUCAUAGGGUUUAUAUUAAAAUAUUCACUCUAGAUCAUAUUAAUUGAACGAUCUCUAUUGAGGUCAUAAGUCGAAUACUAAGUAAUUUCUUUUCAGAUUUGGAGUUAUUGUCGAACAUUAUUACAUCAAAGUUUUCAAAAUGAUUUAAGUAUGAUUUUUGACGAGUUUUGACUUCAUACCUAAGAUGAGACACAACAUCACUUAAAAAACAACAGGUGUGAAGGUUAAGAAAAUCUUCGUUGAGGAUAUACGAUAAACAUCACAUUUCAUCAGCCACUAACCUUAACAUUGAUCAAAUAAGGGUUGAAAAAAUUUAUUUAAUAUUUGAUGUCUUGGUAGACAAAUCUAAAUUCGAGGAUUGAGGCAAUAAAUAAACAUAAGUGUGUUAGUUGAGAUAUCUAAAUAAAAAACUUUUGUAGCUACAAGAAUCUAAAUUGAGGUAUUGUGUUAAAAUAAAUAAUCUUUAAUAAGGAUGAGUUUAGUAAGGCAAGUGUAAUAAAACAUUGGGGUCGUUUGCUUCGUGGAUUUGAAAACUGAAAGUUUUAAUAAAACUUGGAUUUUGUAAAAGCAUAGAUAUAUGAGGGUUUUUGGUUCAUUAUGGAUUUGAAAAUACCAUAUUUUGUUUCAUAGAUUUCAUGAUGCAUUUGGUUAAUUGAAUUUGUAUGUUGGAAGUGAAAAUGACAUAUAUUACUCUCAUUGGUAUGAGAAGGGAAAUGAAAUAUGAGGGGUAGGUUGGUCAAAAAUAAUAGACUUCAAAGUCCAUGAUCAAAAACUUAAAAAUACAUGAGACCCAUAUAUUUGUUGCCUCUAAAAUCUAGAUACAUGACGCAAGCAAUGGUUGAACAAAGUUCACGGUAGCUCCAAAUUCAUCAAGCAAACAAUCCCAGCUAUAUGGUUGUGAGUCUGUGACUCCAUACCAAAUUUUGGCAAUGACAAAAACUUUUUCAAUAUCGAAGUCUCAAAAUGGAAAUCUUUUGGUUGGUAACAGUAAGCAAUUUGUAUUUAGAUCGAAUUAUCCUAGCCACAAAAUUUCGUUUCCAUAUUUCAGCCGAUGAGCCGAGUUCAAAGGUAUUAAUCAGGGUUAAAAAUUAAAAUAAAAUCGUUAUACAUAUUCUUAGAUAUUAAUAGAUAUGUCUACAAUACAUUCAAAAAUUCAAAUGUAUGUAAAAUGUCACCAUGUUUCUACGAGUUAUUACAUUUUUAUAAAAAAAAAUUCCAAGAAAUCAUAAAUAAUCAUUACUUAAUAUUGUAGGAGUCUAAAACUAAUUUAGUGCCACAUCUGUACAUGGUUAGCUCUCGCCCUUCGACGUUGGACAAGGUCUAAUUGAUGUGCUUUUUUCUUACUCUUUAAAUUGUCAUCAUUAUCAAUAAAAAGUAAAUUAAGUUAAUAAAAAUGAAUGCAACAUUCUGGUUUGUUCCUAUUCCUUUUCCCAUACAACAUUGAAAAUAAAACACAACAUUGAUAAUAAAGAAACUAGAUCAAGCCCCACAAAAAAAAAAUAAAGCUCUCUUCUUAUUUGCUUAAAUUUUGAGUUUCUAGAAUUUGUCUUCUCUGCAUUUUUUUAUAUAGAUAUAGGAAAGGAAAUGGUAAGGCAUAUUGAGUUUUUUUCCUCUUUGUAGGAGAAUAGGAGGCGGGAGUUACAUGAUGUAAUGAUUUGUUGGGAAAGAAUUGAACAACUCUAACAUAUUUUUGCCUAUUGACGAAGAAAAGUCCAACCUAUCAUUUCUCCCUCUUCCUUUUUUAUCCGCAGCGGGCAAUUGAUUUUUCUUCCUCGGAGAUAUCUGACUGCUAGCGGUUGACUGGUCGAGUUAUAGUCAUCUUCCCAUUCUUUUCUUAAUUUCUUCCAGAUUACGGCGGCUGGAUAGUAAAUUUCCCUUUUCGAUUCAAUGGUUGUAUUUCUUCUUCGUUAUUCUGGUAGUUGUUUUAUGGUUCUCUGUUAUCCUGUAUACUUUGAUGUAAACAUGUAACAUAUAAUUCAAAAGGUUUGUUGCUUGGACUUGGAGCAUCUCUCCUUUGGUUGAAUAAUUGAUCGUUUUCCUUGGAGGCAUAUUGCAACUCGAUUCCUUGGAUAUUAAAAUGGAAAGUAGAGUUGUGAGAGUUGUUCAUUAUGUUUAUUAUGUUCAUGAGUGACAUGCUACUAGCUAGCUAUAUGACGAUGAUCUGAUCAAGUAAAUAGUAUGUAGCAGGGGGUUAAAGGAAGAAGCGGAAGAUUGAUGAUGUGGAUGCCAAUGUGGUUUCUCAUUCUUCCAAAAUUACACGAGUAACUGAUAUUGCACGAUAAUUGUGGGAUCUAGAUCGCGAUAUUCUCUAUUAUCAUAUACCAACGUACGAGAAGGGUGAGAUAAUGAAAGCUCUUCACUUGUUUUUAUUAAUUGAAAUAUUUUUGCAAAUUUUAACUUUUUCUUUUGUGUCCUUCGAAAUGUUAACUUCUUUGUCACUUUGUGUGCUACAAAAUUAAUAAUCUCUUAGUUUAUAUCUUAAAUGGUGGAUUCGAUACAUAAUUAUAAAUCAAUAAAGAAAGUACUAGAGAGAGCUCAUCUAAUAAAAUUAAAUUUUCAUAAAUAAAUGAAAUAUGUAAAAAUGUGAAACAAAAUAUGAAAUUUGGUAAGUGAGAUUAACAAUUCAAUGUAUAAUAGUUUAACAUAAUGAAUCAUAAAUAAAAUUAUAAUACUAGGACGAAAAUUAUAAUAACCAAUCAAAAUUUGCCGCCCAACGGGCGGGCAUAAAGCUAGUUUCUUUAAGGAAUAAUUCAAUUAUUAGAGCACAUAACGAUGGUGUGUUCUCUGUUAAAUCAACGUAUCACCUGGCGGUGUUGGUUGAUAGACAGGAGGGUACUUGGCGUCCAGUGGUCGGUUGGAUGGAUAGGACGAGCUGGAUGCGGAUGUGGGCCCUCCAGAUUCCUCCAAAGCUUAAGCUGUUCGUAUGGCAAAUCCUUCAUCGUAUCUUGCCUACGACCGAGGCACUCAUUGAAAAAUGGGUCCUGGUACUGCCCAGGUGUCCGAUGUGCUGUGCGGAAUCUGAAACAAUGGAACACCUUUUCUGGGAGUGCCCGGUCGCUGCAGCUCUUUGGGCAUCUUCGGGCUUGGAGCACUUGGGUCAUGAUUUGUCGAGAUAGACUUUUCCUUUUUUCCUCAAGCAAUGCUUGCUUAGGAUGGACCAGCCGACUCAGAUCAUGGUUCUGGUUGCCCUCUUAUGGCGUAUUUGGAAAUCUCGUAACUGGGCAGCCUUUGAGGGUAAACAGUUCACGGUUAUUCUUUUAAUGCGUCAGUAUCAGCAACAACUUCAUGAAUGUCUUGUCAAAAAAAAUACUUCAUGAAUGUGUCUCUUUGCCAGUGGAUACGCCGGUUCGGGGGUGGGUACCACCGAGUCUUAAUGGAAGGGAGGGGGUCUUGCCUCCUAUCCUCUAUAUGUGGGAUGUACGGUAAGUGCUGGCUCACAUUCAGCGGGAGGUUUGGUGGUGAAGGAUGGUGGUGGAAAUGUGCUCUUGGUUAAAGGAGUGUCUUACUGUCUUUUCCAUGCAUCCUGAACCCUCUAGUGGUGGAGGCUCUUGUGUUACGUGAAGCAAUCCAGUGGUGUAAUGCUCUUGGCUUCCCCCAAGUGAUGUUUGAGGGUGAUGCUAAGGUGCUCAUUGAUAAGAUUAAUGCCAACGAUGCUCGGGAUGGACGUGUUGGGACCAUUAUCCAGGAGAUUUCGAGUAUUUUGACUCUGCUUAGUGGUUUCCAGGUUAGGUUCGUAGGUCGAAAUAGCAAUAGGGUAGCCCAUUCUGUGGCUCAAAAGGCCCUGUAUUUGUCUCCGGCCUCGUGUCUGGGUUGGUUCCAGGAUGUAUCUUGUGAUCUCUUCUAAAUCAAUAUGAUUAUUUUUUGUCAAAACAAAAUGAUAAUUUAAAA
Molecule: messenger RNA, 4016 nt
Organism: Linum trigynum
Lineage: Eukaryota; Viridiplantae; Streptophyta; Magnoliopsida; Malpighiales; Linaceae
Source: the annotation of a GenBank genome assembly